Parnassius apollo (apollo) is the source of this 1434-nucleotide messenger RNA. The record is from the annotation of a GenBank genome assembly. Lineage: Eukaryota; Metazoa; Arthropoda; Insecta; Lepidoptera; Papilionidae.
AUGAUCACGCCCACCGCAUUGAUUAUUUUUCUCAACGGCUUCAUAAUGUUAACACUUACCGAACAAUCUUCAUCUGAUAGUGAACAGCAAUGGUCGACUCCACAGUAUGGCGAAGUACUCUCGUCACCACAAGUUUCCAUGAUCAAUUUAUUGGAACAAAAGGCAGAAAAAACUACAUUAAAUAAUUUCACAAUCACCAGUCGUGCCAGAAAUGAAACAUCAAUAAAUAACAAUACAACUGCAAACAUGUUUAGAACUGAAAUUUUAAAAGAAGUGUCCGAAAUACUUUUCAGUGACAUUCCGCAACAAAGAAAAGUACUGGAGUUGUUACUCCACGAUAUUCAACGUGGUAAUCAUUUACUGCUUGUCGAGAAACGGGGAGUUGAAAAUAAAAAAAUUACAGAUGCAUUGUUACAAUAUUUUAAUCGCCCUACAGAAUAUACACAAUUUCACCGCAAUACAACGAUACAGGCUUUGACAGUGCAGCCAACUUUCAAAAAUGGAACCGUCAUUUACGAGGAUUCACCACUUGUCAAAGCCGUUAAAUAUGGCUACGUGUUAGUUGUAGAUGAAGCGGACAAAGCGCCAACAAAAGUGACAAGUAGUUUAAACACUUUAAUGGCAAAUAGAGAGAUGGUACUAAGUGAUGGUAGAAGAAUGAUUCCAAAGGAAGUUAUGAAUAGUUCUGGAAACAAAUCAGCUGGUUUUAUUCCUGUGCACGAAAAUUUUAGAAUGAUAGUUAUGGCUAGUCGAACUGGAUUUCCAUACUUAGAAGUUUCCUCUGCUCCUUCAGGUCUCGUGAGCAGUGAUGUGCGCAGCGCUAGUGAGCCGCCACCGCCAAUAAAUUUUUCGGGCCGCCAGCGCCGAGAUGAUUCUUUUUAUAACAGAAAUGGCGAGAUAGGCGUCACCGUCAAAGCAGUUGGCUCUAGCCCAGUAGUCACUACUGCUGUGAUGGGUGGCCAAGGCACGGGACCACAUGUUGCUACAGCAAUAGCUUCGGGUUCAGCAGUCGCCACCGCAACAGCAAUGACAUAUGGUAGGGGUACCUCGACGGCUACGGUAAAUGCUGCCGGCUCAUCAGUAGCCACCGUCAUAGCGCACUCAUACGACGCAGGAGUCGCCACGGCCACGUUAAAUACCGCUGGCUCAUCAGUUGGGUACGCAACAUCACACGCACACGACGCAGGAGUCGCCACCACAAAUGUAAACACUGCUGGCUCAGCAAAAGCGGACGCCACAGCAGAAGCAUAUAACAUGGGACGCUCCACUGCCACAGCUACCUGUACUGGUUCAUCAGUUGCUAGCAGCACAGCAAAUUCACAAGACGAAGGAGUUGCCACCGCCAUAGCAAACACUGCCGACUCGUCAGUCGUCACCGCCGAGGCGUUCGCCAGGGACAAGCAAGUUGUCACCGACACACAAAAACGGCCAUAA